UUUUCUUCGUUUCCCGCUCUGCUCUUAUAUAAGAGAGCUCUGCAUUGAGCUGUCUCUUUAACUCACAUUGUUUUCAUUGUGCUCUUGGCUUGUGAUAUAGAUACAUUGUGUAUUAUAUAGAAAGAGAGAAAACAAGAAAAACUUGUGCAACAAUGGCGGUUUCUCUCAGAAGUAUCAUUGUUUCUUCAUUGCUGAGUGUUCUGCUCUUUGUCAACGUAAUUGCUGGGAGAGAAAGUUCCGAAGAAUCUUAUCAGUUAAAGAGCUUAAAGAACUCAACAACGGCGGAAAGGUUGACUAAAGAAGUUGAAUUUAAGCAUGAUCAUGCCGUGGAUGAUCCAGAAGCAGUAGCUUCCAUGGUUGAUAUGACUAUCAAGAACAGCACAGAGAGGAGGAAGUUGGGAUUCUUCUCAUGUGUAACGGGAAAUCCAAUUGAUGACUGUUGGCGUUGUGACCGCAGUUGGAUUCACAAUCGGAAGCGCCUUGCCGAUUGCUCCAUUGGCUUCGGACGCAAUGCCAUUGGUGGCCGGGAUGGCAGAUACUACGUUGUCACUGACCCGAAUAACGAUGAUCCUGUUAAUCCUCGUCGUGGCACAUUACGCCAUGCUGUUAUUCAAGACAGACCACUAUGGAUCGUGUUCAAAAGGGAUAUGGUGAUCACCCUAAAACAAGAGCUAAUUAUGAACAGCUUUAAGACAAUUGAUGCCCGUGGUGCCAGUGUCCACAUUGCAAAUGGGGCUUGCAUCACAAUCCAAUUUGUGACUAACAUUAUUAUCCAUGGUCUUCAUAUUCAUGACUGCAAACCCACCGGGAAUGCAAUGGUUCGAAGUUCACCAACUCAUUAUGGUUGGAGAACAAUGGCUGAUGGUGAUGCUAUAUCAAUUUUUGGUUCAAGCCAUAUUUGGAUUGACCAUAAUUCUCUGUCCAACUGUGCUGAUGGACUCAUUGAUGCUAUUAUGGGAUCAACUGCAAUUACCAUCUCAAACAAUUACUUUACCCACCAUAAUGAGGUUAUGCUAUUGGGUCACAGUGACUCGUAUGAAAGAGACAGGGUUAUGCAGGUGACCAUUGCCUAUAACCAUUUUGGAGUGGGUCUGAUCCAGAGACUUCCAAGGUGUAGACACGGAUACUUCCACAUUGUUAACAAUGAUUAUACUCAUUGGAAUAUGUACGCCAUUGGUGGAAGUGCAAAUCCCACCAUUAACAGUCAGGGGAACAGAUAUCUUGCCCCUGUUAACCCUUUUGCUAAACAGGUAACAAAGAGAAUUGUCACUGGUAAUAUGACUUGGAGACACUGGAAUUGGAGAUCGGAGGGUGACCUGAUGCUAAAUGGUGCCUAUUUUACUCCAUCUGGGCGUGGAGCGGCGGCCAACUAUGCCAAAGCAUCAAGUUUAGCAGCCAAAUCCUCUUCCUUGGUAGGAACCCUCACCGCUGGUGCUGGUGCUCUUAAAUGCCGCAGGGGCAUGCAGUGUAUCUAAAAAAUUAAAAUCAUGAUGUUCAAGGAAAAAAAGUAACCAAACUUUUACUUAUCCCAUGAAUUCCCAUAUUAGUAUAGUAAAUUCUAGAACUUUUAAUUUUAUCCAUUUUCUUUUUGGUCUUUUUUGAUUAUCUCUCUCCCUUUGAUGAUACCUGCCUGACAAUCAUUUCACUUUUCAUGAUAUGAAACCCAAUCACAAUCAUUAGGUGAGACGUAUCUUCUUCGCGUUAGCUGUACCUUGAGUGCUAGGAUAGGGUCAGCCUCUGAGUCCCCGUCGAUCAACCCCAGCUCCAAAUAUUUGAUAUCUCAAGAAAUGGUGUUGGGACACACCUCUUUUUUACUUUCAAUAAAUCCCUUUUCGUCUCAAAUCUCUUGGCCUCCAUAUUUAUCUUUGCCACCCUACCUUUCAUGGGGACAGAAUCUCGCUUUCCCCUUCACUUAUUCCCUCCUUUUUCAUUUAGUCCAAGUCAAAACAUAGCUUGUGCACAACCGAGGAACAAACAAAACUUUCAGCUCCCAAGAGUCCAAGACUCUCUGUAAUCAACAGUAGUAUUGUGUAAUUAUGGUUUAUGUGAUUUUAUGAUUCCCUACAUGUUUUACUUUUUGAAUAAAUUAUUGGAUCAAUAUACUCUAAUAUUACAUAACGCAAUGAAUUUUUCU
Molecule: messenger RNA, 2134 nt
Organism: Olea europaea var. sylvestris
Lineage: Eukaryota; Viridiplantae; Streptophyta; Magnoliopsida; Lamiales; Oleaceae
Product: probable pectate lyase 8
Exons: 7
Coding region: 153-1475 (440 amino acids)
Molecular function (GO): pectate lyase activity
Source: RefSeq, a predicted model, not a curated record